AUGACAUCACGAAUGAGUACCAAACGCUGCCGGCCCGCAUCAAACCAAGGUGCACGAUGCUCUGCUGCUGAGGAUGGCAGGCUACAGGCGCUCGGCAGAGAAUACGUGGUGCUCAAAGUGGGCGCCCUUGGCCAGAAUGAAUCCUUCCCACACGCCAACAUCCGCCAACGUCCGCCAACGUCCGCCAACGUCCGCCAACGACGCCAACGCAGAAACGUUACACAACGGCCAAAUGUCCCAUGGAAGGAAUUCAUCGUCUACUUCCGUCUCCGACAAGCCUCCAACAAGGCGCGGGAGAGCGUUGAAUCUCAGUCGUCGACUCAUGGCCGCACUGUCAAACUGUCAGCUCCUUCGCACCAUCAUGACGGCCAGCUCCAGAGCAACGGUCCCAAGAUUGCGGGUCCAACGCCGAACGUUGCGCACCAGGAUUCGUCCAAGCUUCUCCCUCGCCCUGUCUCGCAUUCUCCCCGUACAGUCGCCGUACAGUCGCCGUACUGUACGAAAUAA
This is a messenger RNA of Drechmeria coniospora, 507 nucleotides long. RefSeq lists its product as uncharacterized. Bases 1 to 507 code for a protein of 168 amino acids. NCBI's taxonomy places the organism in Eukaryota, Fungi, Ascomycota, Sordariomycetes, Hypocreales, Ophiocordycipitaceae. The transcript has 2 exons. The record is from RefSeq and is a predicted model, not a curated record.